This is a messenger RNA of Lymnaea stagnalis (great pond snail), 13294 nucleotides long. NCBI's taxonomy places the organism in Eukaryota, Metazoa, Mollusca, Gastropoda, Lymnaeidae. The record is from the annotation of a GenBank genome assembly.
GCAUAGGCCUAAAAAUAAUAUCCUGCUGGGAAUGUUUUUUUAGCUUUUACCUAAUUAUGUUAUGAGUUAGGUUUAGGGUCCUAGGUCCACACGGCUAAAUAGGAGUUCAGGAAGCAAACAUUUUUUAAUGUUCCUCUAUAGUCUAUAGUAAUAGUAUUAAUUUAAUUCUAUAAACAAGAAAUGGCACCGUAUUUUGUUGACUAGCCCUUGUGUACACUUUUACUUUAGACUUUAGUAUUUUUUUCCCCACUUAAAUUGAUUAUGAUUAUUAAUUCAUUAUGGCUGGCUAAAUAAAAAAAAAAUGGGAGUUACUGGUCUGUGGUCACUGCUGAAACCAGUGAAAACAAAUGCAUUAUUAACAGACUGCAAGGGAAAGAAAUUAGCUGUUGACCUUAGUGCGUGGAUCGUUCAGUGUUCAACAUCAGGUCCAGGGGGAUCAACAGAAGCUUUUAUCAAACUUUUAUGCUGCAGGUAAUGUUUUUUGUACUUCAAUUAUCCAAUGUUAAUAAUUUGUAGGUUUAAAUUUCCAAUUGAUUAGGCUCCUACCUAAGUAUAGAUAAUAGGCCUGCUUAUUAUAUAAUAAACCAGAGCAUCCCACAUUUUUUUGUUUGUGUGUAGCUGUGCUCAUUUAAUUUAUACUUUAUACACCCCCCUAACCCCUUUUUAACCCACUAAAAUCUCUGGCCAUUUUAUUUUCAAGGGUGGACAUUUCAAAAUAAAAAUAAAUUUAAACCAUUGUUCUGAAAUAAACAAAUAACUAGGCCUUCACAAGACUAAAAUAAUUUUUACUUUCUUAUUAGUUUACACACUAAUUAGACAUUUAAACAUUAGGGGCCUACUUCUUAGAGAAAGCUGUUUUUGACCAAAGUUCUUUGUUUCUUAAGAGGUAACUAUAAAUUUGAGUGUCAUACAAUAUUCUUAAAAUUGUAUUGAGUAUUGUAUGAGUAUUUUCACCUUUACCGACUCCACAUCAAGUCCAUUCAGCUUCUUGAUUCACUAAGAGUUUAUCAGUGAAAAAAACCAAAAACCUUCCAUGUUUCUUUUAUAGGGCCAUCCAUAAAUUAUGUCUCAUAAAUUUUGCAGAUUGUUUACCCCCACCCAUUGUUACAAAUUAUCUAAAAAGUUCACGACUGUCCUUUACAAACCCUUAAAAUAAUGCAUUACUGCAUCUGUGUCACAAAAAUUUCCCUACAACAGUGGUUCCUAACCAGAGGUGAAUGCCCCCACUGUGGUGUGGAAGACCCUGAAAAUUGUAUUUCCUGCCAUUGCUAGUUGUUGCUGCCUUAAAAAAAAUCAAUUUCAUUAGCAGCAGUAUACAUUUUUCUGGUGAAUUUUGUUUGGGCAUUACUUGUAUAUUUUUUUCUUUCUGUUUCUAGAAAGUUAAUUAAGAUAUAAUAAUUAAGAAUGAUAAUUAAGAAAUAAAACUGAUUAUUAAUUAUAUUCAUUAAAAAUUUUUUUUAACUAUAUACAUUUUCUGGGAAGUGUGGGGUUUGUGGGAAAUGUUUUGAAAUUGAGAGGGGAUGCUGCAGUGCAAAAAGGUUAAGAAUCCCUUUCCUAGAACAUUUACUAAUAAGAAUUUUAGUCUUUAAAAAACAUAGAUCAUUAUUUACCCAUGAAAUUUUUCAGAGGCAUCUUCUUCAAAGCUUUGAAACUUCUGUCAUGUGGAAUCUCUCUUGUUUGCAUUUUGGAUGGACCAGUACCUCCUUCUGUGAAAAAGAGUGUUAAGAGUAGAGAAAACUUUUAUAAAUACACAUUGGAGGUAACAUAAGCACAUCCAAGUUUUAUUUAUUUCAUUCUCUACAAUAAGCCAACUUUUAUAUUCAGUUUACAUUAGUUUAGUUGAAAAGUUUCUUUGUCAGUAUAUCUUAAAUUUGGAUAUAUUUUGUCAAUAUAAAGAAUUUGAUUUUCCAGAUUCUCUGGCAGUAUUUAAAAUAUUUAAAGUAAAGGCAGAUUAAAGCUAAAAAUGACAUACAAAUGCUUUAAUUUGUUCAAGAAUUUUUUAAUAAAGGAUUAAUAUAUAUAUUGGUGAAUUUAAACCAGGAGCCAGAAUGAUCAACACAUUGAUCGUGAGCCCCUCAAAUAUAAGAAGACGAAGGGUAUCUGAAUGUUUUUCAUGACUUUUGCUGAAUACUUUUGAUUGAAAUUACUGUUCUUAGACAAUCCCUUAGUUAUUUUCUUUUAGUAUUGACCUAUAUUUUCUUUUUAAGAACAUUUUAUUUUCUUGAUCAACAUCUUCUUGAUCAGAUUAUUCUGCACUGUGUGAUGUCUGAUAUUUUGAAGACUGACACCAAUCUCUGCUCUGGAGAUUAAAAAAAACAACAUGUCUUUAAUUUGUCUUCACCAGCUGAAAAUAUCACUUGAAAAGUGUGAUUUUGCAUAAAUAUUGAGCCUUUGUUUCUUGGAUGAUACAGAGUACUGGCACAUAUAAUUUCAUAUUGUUUUACUCUACUAUACUUUUUAAUCUUUCAAGAAUGUUCAUUUUCCUAUCUGCCACAUUUUGCUUCCUGAUAUCACAAAAAGAUACUUAUAUGAGUGCAUGCCACAUUUCAGUCAUUGACUUAUUUCAUGUUCUUAUAUAGAACCAGUCAUCCCUGAUAUUAUGAUGGAUGAGCUUACUCAAAGCUCUACAACUUUAUUCACACCGGUACCAGAAUACAUAUGUGUUUUCAACAUCUUCUACAAAUAUAUAUAUCUAUAUAUGUUCAGAAAAUAUCUGCAGUUAAUGUUGUAACAUGGUCUUUGGUUCAAUUAAGAAAAUGGACUUCUAUAUAUAGAUGUUUUAUAAUCCAGCAGCACAAAGUUUUUAAUAUUUUGUCUACUCUAACAAUCUUUAGUCUUAGACAUGUAAGGAAAAAGAUGGACAAUGUCUUGCCCUACACUUUCAUUUCUAGGACAUUGGCUCAUAAACCUAAUUACCUGUUCUUAAAAAUAAUGAUAGCAAACUGCUUAAAUACUUUACCUUAUUCAUUUUAAUAAAAUAAUUUAUGCUUUUUUCAGUUGAAGGAGUUGUUACUUGCCAUUGGUAUACCUGUUAUAGAAAGUAACGGUGAGGCAGAGAAGUUGUGUGCCUGGCUGGAUUUUAAUGAAGUAAAUAUCUAAUAAUGCAGAUUUAAAAAAGAUCAGAACUUAACUUUUUUUUUUUUUUUAAACUGUGAAAUAAUUUCCAAUGACUUAAAAAAUAUUUUUUUAUAUUAACUUUUAAUAAACAUUUUACAAAAAUUGCAGUUUUAAAAAAAAAUGAUUUUAAAUGGUAUAUUUAUAGAGACAGUCAUUCUUUUAAUUCCUGAAAGCAUCCGGAAUUAAAUGUUUGAUAAAGUAAACAAAAGUAAAGCAUGCUGUAACCAAAAAAAUUUCAGUGCCACAGCAAUUACCUUUUUACAGUUACGGUACUUACUUUAAGUGAUCCAUGUUGAGGGCAAAUUGAUUUCAGGUUGUGGAUGGUGUCUUAUCUGUUGAUGGGGAUGCUCUCAUUUAUGGUGCUAAGACAGUUUACAAAGGAACUUUGACUAAUAAAGUGAGGCCUGUUUUAAAAAGUGUUUUUAUUUUAAAAAAAAAGAUAAUGAUCUUUUUAGAAGAGCUAAAAUUGAUCUGAGGGCUAAUGAGAAAAAUAACAUUACUCCCUUAUUCUAGAAGAUAAGAUAAGAUACGAUUCUUUUACUGAUCCAAAUAAAUGGAAAUGUGUUUUGAUUACGUUCUGCAUAUUCAAUUCUCGCAUAUAAAUAAAUUCAUAUUUUAACCAAGGCAACAUUUUACAAUUAUAAAAAUUUAAACACAAGACAUCUAAAGUGUUUCUCUUGUGUAGAAAUCAGCCAUCACUGAACUCCCUUAGAGCCAAUAAUGGUUUGAUUAGUGAUCAUUUAGAUUUGGUCACCACUGGGGGAGCAAGCUGAUAAAUUCGUUCAGACUUGGCAACAAAAGAAAUUUAUAUCUUUCUGUCCUUACUUUAAGAGAAAAAAUUCACCCCGAUCGAGCUGAUGAUUAAGAGGGUGGGAAGUUGUUGUUUUUUUUUCAGUACUUAGCCUACCGUAGCCAUACAUUAGACAAAUAUUUAUUACAUAAAGUUUUUUUCUCAGGAACAGUCAGCAGAAAAAUAUGAAAUGGCUAAAGUUACUUCAGUCCUGGGACUGACUCGGAGAGACUUGAUAGCAUUUGCAUUACUUAGCAAAGGAGACUAUUGUGAUGGGGUGCCCAACGUUGGUGAGAUGAAAUUUAUGGAAUUAAUGAAAGAGUUUAAACAGAACAGCAUAGAGGAUGCUCUGUUUAGGUGCUUUACUCACAUCAUUUAUUUUCAUUUUUAUUCUAUUAAUUUGUUAAAAUGUAUCUGAUUUAAAUAUAAUAUACUAGGGCUUAACCGGGGGUGCAGUUUUUUUAAAACAGGGUCUGGGUAUUUGGACAAAAUAACCUUUGGGUCCAAGUGUUAAAAAAAAGACUUCUCAUUUUGUAUACUUUAUGCCUGCCUUAAAACAAUAGGCCUACAGAUAGUCCUACACCACACCUGCCGACCUUUAAACAAUAGUCCCACACACAGUCCUACACCUGAGCUUCGACCUUUAAAUAAUGGGCCUACCAACAGUCCUACCUGCCGGCCUUAAAACAAUAAGCCUACAGACAGUCCUACACCAUAGCUGUGUCUUUUUUUAGGUUAAUAUUGUCCCCCUAAAGAAAAAAACUGUUUAUAUGAGUUAACCGUCACACGUGAAGGGGGAAGCAAAAUGUACCGGUACAUCAGAGAUCGUCUAUAAUUCCUAUCAAACAAAAAUAAUUAUUUUUCUUCGAUGUUAGAUGAGAAGUAUUUAAUAAUACUGACAUGUUGUUCAUAAAUUAUAUUAUUUCUCUAGAGUGCCCCCAAUAUUUUAAAUAUUUAGUAAUACCUUUUUUUUUUAAUUCAAUGAGCCAUUCUGGCAUGUAACAUUAAGAUUUUAAAACAAAAUUGGGAUAAAGGUCAAUUAAACAUUUCAAUGAGACGCUUAUGAAUCAAUUGCUUACAUUUGUAUAUCACCAACUCUAUUUUUAAAAAAAACAGAAAUUCAAUAUUUAAAUUCCAAACAUAUUAAUUACUUUUUUUUUUUUUUUACUACAAACAGUCCUUAAAAACUUAAAUGUUUGUUUCUGUUUCUGCACACAAAUGCAAAUGAGUCAUAGCUUUCAUUGAGGCUAACACCUUGCUCAUAAAAUCUUGUGCAGAAUGCAGUCAUGGAAGAACAACACUGCAUUAGACGCAUUAGAAAGUAAGCAGAAGUCCUUGAAGGAUUUUAAAAUUAGUCAUUGCAGCCAAUGUCACCACCAAGGUAGGUGUGGAUUUCUGGUGUUUUCCCCAGGAAUUAAAUAAAUCAGUGUUCUAACAUUACAAGGUGUUGAUUAAAAAUAAGUUGUUGUUUUUUUUUAAAGUAAUAUAAUCCUUUUUGCUUUAAAGAUGCCUAAUAUAAUCCCAUAUAAUGCUGCAAAAUAUAUGGUAAAAAUAGGGCUCAACAUUUUUAUUUUAUAGUAAAUAUUUAUUUUAUUGUUAUUUUAUUAUUAAUAAUGUUAUUGCACAUGGACAGUAACAUUGACUUUUUUAAAACAAUUAGUUGAGGGGCUUGUGUUAUAUGUGGAUCAUGUUAUACGCGGGAUUGUUUAGAAGGGGACUUUAAAAUAAAACAUUAUGAAACAAAAAAAAACUUUAUGAAUGUUUAUAAACCCAAUAACUCCCUUAAAAACAGUGUGGCAUUCUCAAAAUCGGACGAGUUUGUUUCAUUUGAAAUGUGCAAAAUGCAACUUAAUUACGGUGAACAAGUGAUGAUGUUUCUGUGCAUAUACAGGCCACCUCCAAAUAAGCAAAAUAAGUUGAAGAUAUGUCUGUUUACUGUGGAGUUUAUACAACUCCUUGACAUGUAUGCCACCAGCAACAACAAUGUCAUCAUAAUCGGUGACAUAAACUGCCAUUUUGACUCCACCACCGACAGCUACGUGAAGACCCUAAAAUCAGCUCUCGACACACACGGAAUGACUCAGCUUGUCAGUGUCCCGACACAGAAGCGAGGUUACAUCCUAGAUUGGCUUGUUGUCAGAGAGGACCGGGCAGCUAUGAUCCAAAACCUCAUUAUUGAGGACAAACUUAUUUCUGAUCACUUCCCAGUCGUCUUCGACUUUGACUUGAGGAAGCCAGGACGCCUUCUGCGAUCAGUAACAUCCCGUGACCUCCGACAGAUAGAUCUAGCGGCCUUUAAAUGUAACGUCGCAGCCCUUGAGUGCGGUAUAGAUGACGAUGCUACAGACUACAACAGUGGCCUCAGAGUCAUUUUAGACAAACAUGCACCACUGUCCACACGGCGCGUUACGGACCGCCCUUCCGCCCCAUGGCCCACGCCCGAAAUUAAGGACGCUAAGCAGAAGCAGCGACGUGUAGAACGCCAAUGGCGGAAGUCGGGCUUGACUGUGCACCGACAAAUCUUUGUUGACCACAGGGAACGAACCAAGAGGUUGGUCCUUGCAGCUAGGACUGAGUAUGUUAGUCAUCAGAUUACAGGCAGCAGCUCAAGCAAGGACUUAUUUCGCAUUGUGGGUCAGCUGACCGGUAAAAACAAGGCUACAUCUCUGCCAAAUAACAUUGCUGUAGAAGAGCUGCCAGACGCUCUAAAUGACUACUUUAUUACAAAAGUUAAGAGGAUCAGAGCGAAACUUGACAGUUGCAUCGAUAUUGCUCCAGAAUUCUCAAUAUUCAACGGUUCUUCUAUGGCUGAAUUUGUUGAGGUCAGUGAAUCGAAUGUGAGGAAAAUCCUCGCUGAUACCCCAAGAAAGUCAUGUUCGCUUGACCCUCUUCCAGCAGGGCUCUUGUAUGAAUGUCUGGAUGAAAUAGUCCCCAUCAUCACUUAUAUCAUAAAUCAGUCCUUAGCUACUGGUAUUGUUCCAUCAUCUUUUAAAGAGGCGAUCGUCACUCCACUAUUAAAGAAAUCAAAUCUUGACCCAAAUGUGAUGGAAAAUUAUCGCCCCAUCUCAAAUCUACCAUUUAUUUCUAAAAUCUUAGAAAAAGUCGUUCUCCUCCAACUCCUGGAUCACCUCACUCAGUUUGACUUGUUUGAACCAUUCCAGUCAGCAUACAGGGCGCAUCACUCUACUGAGACAGCCCUGUUGCGCGUCGUAAACGACCUUUUGUCGUCUUGUGAUGAGGGCCAGGUAUUGAUUUUGUCUUUACUCGAUUUAUCGGCAGCUUUCGAUACGCUCGACCACGGCAUACUGCUUCAGCGUCUGCAACAAACGUUCGGUCUCACUGAUACCGUCCUGUGUUGGUUCCGAUCGUAUCUGACUAAUCGGGUCCAGUCAGUUAUUUCAAACGGCUUGACCUUGAAGAAAUCUAAUAUCGAAUUCGGAGUACCCCAGGGCUCGGUCCUAGGCCCGGUGCUUUUCACGAUGUACAUUCAGCCCCUGGGUGCAGAGAUCAGACAGUUUGACAUGUUGUAUCACAUGUUCGCGGACGAUACACAACUUCAUCAAUCCAUGAUCCCUUCUCAGUUCCCUCAGCUGCUCAGUAUGACACAGAAGACAAUGGAGUCAGUUAAGCACUGGAUGACCAUAAACAAGCUCAAAUUAAAUGAUGAUUUAUAAGACUGAGCUGCUCCCCAUCGCGACCACUCAGAAGCAAAAAUCUGCAAAUAACACGACAUCCAUUACUCUCAGGUGUGCGUAUUGAGUUAACUCAAACAGUGUGGUACCUGGGUGUCUACCUAGAUAGAAGACUAACUUUUGAAAGUCAUAUUAACAUGCUAUGCAAGGCGAUUUUUCUAGAGCUGCGCAGGAUUAGUCACAUCAGGCCCUUCCUAACAAGUGAUGCAACAAAGAGGCUAAUGUCUGCAUUUGUGCUAUCACGCAUGGACUAUUGCAAUGCUCUCAUGGUGGGUCUUCCAGCUACGCUCCUGGAUAAAAUUCAAAGAGCACAGAAUAAUGCGGCUCGCAUUGUUCUCCGCAAACGCAAGUUUGACCAUGCAAAAACACUUCUGAGAGAGCUGCACUGGCUGCCGGUGCGUGCUCGCAUAGAGUACAAAAUCGCAACUUUGUGCUACCGCUGCUUACAUGGCCUGGCGCCGUCCUAUCUGAAAGAGCUGCUGACGCCUUAUGUACCCACUAGAGAGCUCCGCUCAUCCGAUAGUGGCAAACUCUCAACACCACGUGUUUGCCUUGAGACUUACAGAAAGCGCACUUUGGCAUUUGCUGGUCCAACAAUUUGGAACGCCCUUCCUGUCGAUCUAAGAAACAACCAGACACUGGAGUCCUUUAAAACCGAUUUAAAGACACAUCUAUUUCGCAAACACCUUCUGGGAUGAUUGUCUACCUUAUUUUCCAUUUAAUGCAUAAUGGCUGUGUUGCUUAUGGUUGAAAUGGCUAGAAAGACUUUGCCAUUGUAUGCUUGUAAUUAGUAGUGUUGCAUUUAUUUUAAAUGUGGUAAAUUAUAGAAUUGUUUUUUGUUGACUUUGUACCGCGCUUCGAGCCUUUGGGGAUGAAGCAUGUUUUGAAAUGAAAUUUAUUAUUAUUAUUAUUAUUAUUACAUUCUAAGGGACCAAACAAGCUCAUGUCAAGUCUGGCUGUGUGGCUUGUCAAACAGUUCAAGCUUGUACUUCAACCCCAAAAGAUGCUGUCUCUCAACAGCAUGGUCCUGUAUGCCCAUGUCAUUGGCAUUGCUUGGAGCAAGAAACCAGACCAUACGGCAGUGAGCUUAAGAUACGGGCCAUGGCCUUGGCCAGUGAUCCAGGCUUUCCAGACAAUCUCGUAAGACUUAUACUGCAGUGUUGGGGGGAAACAAAGACCUGUCAAAAAUGUGUCUUUAAAAGUAAAACUGUUUUAAUACAACUUGCUGAUGUUGGUCAACCCAUUGGCCUGUAGAUUUGAGUUUCAGACAUACUUAUAGAGGUUUCAAUAAAGCAGGUCCACUUUCAAAACAAAAAAAAAAAGAGAAGAUUGCGCUUGUUGUUAAAAUGGUAAUAAUCUGUAGCACUCAAGCACAUGAAUGUUAUAAAUUGUAAUUUGUAUUCCAUAGCUCUAAAAAAAAGUUGUUGUAAAUGCACUAUAUUGUAUAUAUUAUAUAUUCAUAGAUGCAUAUAUAAACCUAUAUACAGGUAUUUGUGUGUGCGAAUAUAUAUUAAUCCUUUUAACUAUUCCAUUGUUUCCCCUAUUUUCUUAGAUUGUGAAAGAAUUCCUUGAGCAUGACAACCUCCCCGGGGACCUCAAGACAGACAUUCUCACUCCAGACUUCCGUAAAAUUCAUCAGAUAUUUCAUAACAGUUUAAAUUAUACAUUCGAGAAGACCAUGUCAUUUCUAAUUCCCACCUAUAUUAAAAUGGCAUUGCAUGGGUUAGUGCCUAUGUCUUAUGUGUCAUAUGCAGAGCCCUUAAGGUAAGCAGGAUAUGGAGGAUGAAUUUAACCUCUGACACACUUGUAGGAUUUAAAAGAUACAAAAGUUCCUUUGAUUUAAAAAGUUUUAGAUAAAUUGACUAAACUGAAUUUUUUUUAAUGCUUGAUUAUUUCAACCAGCCAUUUUGCAUUUAUAUCAAAAUUAAAUAUUUCUGUAUUGAAACAGUAACAAUUAACACUAACUAAUGAAGCAGAACAUUUGAAACAUUUAAAUUUACUGACAGAAAUUGGAGCUUUCAUUGUUGUUUUUGAUGAUCCUUGCUUUUAUUUGUAAAGCAUUCUGAAGGUUCACACUCUUGAAGCCAAGAAAUGUUUCAUGGUCAGUUGGGUUAUAAAAGAAAAUGAAAGGCAAGGUGGGUAAUAACUUAAACAAUCUUUUGUUAUGAAAUUGGAUCAGAACAAAAAUUUUCACAAUGCAUUUUUUUUUUUUUGGAUGAAUGUUUUAUAUAGGAAAGGAAAUAUUGGAACAAGGUAUGUGAAAGCUUGAAAUAUAAAGACGGGAUAUGAAAGAAGAAACAUUUUUCUCACAAUGCACUUUUUUUUGGUGAAUAGUUCUUUUAUAUAGGAAAGGAAAAAGUGGAACAAGGUAUGUGAAAGCUUGAAAUAUAAAGACAGGACAUGAAAAAAGAAAGUUUCUUAAUUUGUCCUGUCUGCUGAGGAAGGCUCUUAGCAGAAACAUUCUUCUUUUAUUGUCCUGUCUUUAUAUUUUAAGCUUCCAGGCACCUUGUUCAACUAUUUCCUUCACACAGCUUGAAUGUUUAUUAUCCUUUAUGUAGUAACUGGUGCACUGAGCAAUUCCAAAAAGAUUGUCAGAAACUUUUGUUAUUUUAUUUUUUUAACAACUGUGACAAGUCUUUUUUUUCUUUACCUAGAUUUGGGUGAGAGUUUCACUCCUGGCACAUGCUUUGAAAUAUCUGUACCCAUUGGUCUGUUUACAUCCAAUUUUCCUGAAAUGUCUGCAAAAUUCAAUGGUAAUUCAUCUUUUAUAAAAUUUAGUUAUUCAUGCACCAGCCUUCCUUUUAUUUUGCAGACAUGAUAAUAAACACAGGUAAUAAAAACUAAUGACUCUUCAAUUCUAAAGACAAAUAAUAAUAUAUAAAGAGCUUGUUUCCAAAACGGGGUUUCAACCAUUUUCGAAAAAAAAAAAAAUUUGUGUAUAGAAAACCAGGUUCCUUUAGGACAAGGUGAAGUUUAUUUACAAAACACAUUAUAUUCCUAUUUUAUUCUUGUCUAAAAAUGAUUAAAUUCUUUUAACGCAGUAUGUACUUUUUUUGUAAAAAGUUAAAUAAUCUCAAAAAUGGAUAUAAAGCAUUUUGAAAAUCAGCUCUUCAUAUAUAACUGAUGUUUCUUGAUUAUUAUUACAAAAAAUUGUAUCUUAACAUUUUUUAAAUGGGGGUUUAUUCAUUAACAUGCUUAAUAUUUUACAUUUUAAUUCAUUUUGAAAAGCGAAGCUACAAGUUUGUGUACUUCAUUUCGAUACAUGAACUGCUGUUGAUACUUCUUGCAAACCUAUGAGCUCAUAUCUACUUCAGUGCAAGAAAAAAAUGCUUACUAUAUCUAACUUAGUUCUAACACACCCAACCAUAAUAUAUUUACAGCUGUCAAUACUAAAAGAAAGGCAGUUCGAGAAGGACAGAGGCAGCAAAAGAUGACUUCAUUUUUCAAAGUCAUGAAAAGGGAUCGAACUUGAAGUAGGUGUUACCAUGCACAAAAGAGAAUUGUCAUCCAGCUGCUGAUGGCCAGGAAUGUUGCUCUCAACAGAAUCACUCACUGGAAGAAGUCGAUUGUCAUAAACAAAUUAGCAAGGUCUUAUCAGCAUAUUUGUAUUCUUCCUUUACUUGAAGAAGUCUAUCUGAAUGUUUAUUGUAUUUCCUUUGUAAAUCUCAAAUGCAAUUGUCCUAAUGUGCCAAAAAAGUUUUGUUGGCAUGAGUAUUGAUUAUAAUUUUUAAAAUGCUUAUCAAAUCCAUCAAUAUUUUGUAUAGAAAACCUGUCAAAGAAAUAUAUCUAUAAUCAUUCUUGAAUGGAUCUUGUCUGCCCUGAAGGGACAUAAAUUAUGAAUGAAAAUCAGGUGAAAUGCCAGUGUCAUUAUUAUAACAUCCCUUCGAAAAGAUAGCUUGGGGUUUUCCAUAAAAAUGAUUUUUUCCAUAAUUCAAGGUUCUCAGUCAUGAUUUGACCACAAUAUGGAUUAAAAGAGAAAUAGGAUGAUAACAUCUAAAGGGCGUGAUAAAUGGUGGAUAUAUGGACCGCAUUCUGGAUUAAUUUUUUUAGAUUAUGCAUCUCAUCCUGUGAAUUACACAUGCAAUGUGAUUGCGUUGCCCUAGCUAAUCAUUAAAUGAUUGUUACAAUUUUCUAGUCGAAAUUUAAAUUAAUGUUAAAUAGCAUUCUCAGAUUAUGCUACUUUUACCACUAGUUAUACAUUAAGUUUUUCAGAGUGCACAGGGUGCUACACAUAUUGCUAUAUGUACAGAUAUUCAUUCCUAGUUUUAAAAAAAUCGACAUGGUGGUACAUUCAUUUAAUCAUAUUAUUUAAGUGGUACAAUAUCAAAAAAAUGUUUGAAACUCCUGUGUACUGAGUGAAUUGGCUGUUAGACCUGACUGAAAGGUAUUGAUAAAUGUUUUAUUAAUUAGAGAUAAAAAGUUGGCUGUUGAUCAACGUUGGUGAGGUACCAUAUACAAAAUAAAUAAAUGAUGCAAUGAUGCCAUUCAUGUUGAAACAAAAGGAUAGAAAAUUUAAAAGUAAAACUGUUGGUAGUUAUUAUUCUAUAACUACUUAGAUCAGCUGUACCCAACCUUUUUUUCAUAUGAGGAACCUAUUCACAGACUCACUGUAAAAAUAGAGCACAAUAAUACACUUAUCACUUACUUGAGUAAAAAUAUUUCAUUGUCAAAAAAUAAAGGAGAAGAGUAGUUAAGCAAGACAUGAAGGAAAAAUUGUUGAUGCAGAAAUAAGAAAAAAAUAAUUUUUCAUAAAAUUUAUUGAUUACAAACAUAUUCUUUGAGAAGCUUUUAAUUUCAUUUUGCAUUUGGGAAUAUAUGACCUUCAAUCACUUUUGUUUAUUUCCAUUUAUGACGCUUUUGUCAAGGUGUAAAUGUUCGACAUAUGUAAAAUCAUUCAAAAUGUUAAAACCUUAAUUUUUUUUUUGUACAUAUUACUUUGUAUACUAUACCAUCUUACCCUCUACAUUAUUAUCUCCCUUGUUAAAAGUUCUAUUGGAAAUACAAUGAUUUUUAUGUUUUAAACAAAACAAAAAUUAAGUUUAAAAAAUUUUCAAUUUAUUUACUUCUUAAAUUCCUGUUCAUAUUUUGGGAUGUCAAUGUAUUCUUACAAAUUUUUAUGAAAAACAAACCGUUUUUAUGUAUGAAAGAAACAAAAUAAUAUAUUUCUACAAACGAUGACAUUUAAAUUAUUUAAUUAUGUCCCAGUGAUGUUCAAAGAGAUACAUUUUUUUAUAACCAUCUUACACACAUACCAUUUAUCAAAUAAUAUAUAUAUAUAUAUAUGAAUGCCAAGGAAUGAAAACAAAACAAACUUGCAUUUGUCUUGUGUUCCAAUCCUCUUUGAUUGAUAUAGAUUUCUAAUGAGCUUGAUUGUUUGUUUACUCACUGUAAUAUAUUGAAAUAAUUUCUUUUUAAAUCUAUAUGGUAAUGUAUAGACCCGCAAUAUCAUUGACAUUGCUUUUCUUGGUGUAUUUCUCUAGUGUUUUUAAUUCUUUUUGGCAUUUUUAUUACAAUUUGAAAAAAUUUCAUCAGACAAAGUAAAGUCAUUGUCAUAAUGAAGUCAUUGUCAAAGUUAAGAUCAGAACACACAUUUUGUCUCAUCUAUAAUCAUUAUUUUUGUGGAGUAAUUUAAUUUAAACAAAAUUUAUGUUCAGUGUCAUUUGAUAUCAAUUAAACAAGCAUUUAAUGAAUAAUU